Molecule: messenger RNA, 6964 nt
Organism: Coregonus clupeaformis (lake whitefish)
Lineage: Eukaryota; Metazoa; Chordata; Actinopteri; Salmoniformes; Salmonidae
Product: zinc finger protein 646-like
Exons: 4
Coding region: 424-5007 (1527 amino acids)
Biological process (GO): negative regulation of transcription by RNA polymerase II
Molecular function (GO): DNA-binding transcription repressor activity, RNA polymerase II-specific
Source: RefSeq, a predicted model, not a curated record
CGUAGCAGGCCGUUUGAUAAUUUUACAGCGCAAAUCCACGAAAAUAGUUUUAUAGAUAACGCACAGUUAUGUGUGCAUGACAGAACGACGAAGAGGGACGUAUUGUAGUGGUACACAUUUCCUGUUUCCUAGCAACGAGCAGGAAGUAUGUGGAAUGGGAUGGAAGAAAAAAGAAUCGAAGAAGACUGGUCUUUUAGGAAUAGAAAAAACUUUGUGCCCUCAUGGUGUACCUGCAUCAUUUCUACUACAGAAAGUAAAUGUAAUAUUCAAUGGAGUGGUACUAAAUUAUCAGAUUCCAUUCUUGUGCAGCCUUCCUAUUUGGACCAUACAAUGGAUGUAAGCUGUUGUGAUAUGGAGGAGCUGGGAAUCUGAUGUAUUUUCCCCACAAUUAUCUAGCUCAAAUAUUUACAGUACUAUCCUGUAAUGGCUAUGCAAGAGCCUGGCAGGACCAAAGGCUUCCCUUGCAAACACUGUGGCAUCGUGUGCUCCAACAUGCCAAGCCUUCUGGAACACAUGGAUAGUCACUUCCAGCAAGAGGAAGAUCGCAAGUUCAAAUGCGAUGAAUGUGGGCGGUGCUACAGGCAUGCAGGUAGCUUGGCUAACCACAAGAAAACACACGAGUUGGGUUCUUUUCAAUGUCCAAUAUGUGCUAGGAAGCUCUCAAACCCUCUGGCCCUGAAAAGCCAUCUGCGCAUCCACACAUCACAGAAGAAGUACUCCUGCAUGGACUGUGGGAAGGCCUUUAGGUUAGCUACUCAGCUGGCCACCCAUCAAAAGGUCCAUCUCUCCAGGCAAUCAAAGAGGAGUGCCGCUGCAGAAUAUUCUCCAAUUGAGAAUAGAGAUGAAAUUGAGGAUAAUGAUGACCUUGAUAAGCAGUUGGUCUUGGUGGCUGACCAGGAAGACACAAGGAUGGAUAUUAUGUCUGAUAAUAGCCUUAGCCAGGAGGAGGCAGAGGUUAUCCCCAACUCAGCAAAUGAUAGUGAAAACCUAGGCUUCAAAGCAGGGGAUCGACCUUUCAAAUGUGAUCAGUGUGAAAAGUCAUAUAGACACCAUGGAAGCCUGAUCAAUCAUAAGAAGUCUCACCAGGUAGGGAUGUUUGAGUGCCCUGUCUGUUUCAAGCAGUUCUAUAAUCUUGCUGCCCUCCAUAGUCACCAGAGAACCCACAACAAGUCCAGAAGUGGGCCAGACACCCGUUCCAUGGAAGUCACUUACGCAGGCACAACACCAGAGCAGUUUUCACCCCUGAACAGGGAGGCUCCAGUCCAUUUCUGCCACCUGUGUCAAGUGAUGUUUCCUAAUGAUGAUGAGUUCCAGGAACACAUCCAAAUGCAUAAUUCUUCCUCUAUGUCGUUUGGGCACAAUCAAGGUUUAUCUGAGGAUCAUCAUGUCUCUUAUGACCUUAGUGUCACUCCUUCUCCUGACUCAAACUUUUAUUCACCACCUCUAAACAAUACUCCAUCGAUGGAUCAUCAGGGGGAGCAGAUCAAUGAUAUUCAAAAAUACUCUGACCACUCCAGUAACGAAUCCACCUUAAAUACUCAGGGAAACCCCUUAAUCUUGGAUUCAGAGAUUUCUGCUGACGAUCUAAGUAAGGCAGAGCAGUCCUCAGUUACAGAAAACGGUGAGCGCCGCUUCAAGUGCCAGGUCUGUGGCAAAAGCUACCGGCAUGCAGGGAGUCUCAUCAACCACAAGCGUUCUCAUCAGACGGGCAUUUACCAGUGUUCCAUCUGCCGCAAGACUUACCCACACAUGGCUGCCCUCCACAGCCAUGUCCGCAUCCACAGGGCCCAUUCGUCCUCCUUCAACCUCGGUUCUGAAGGAGACUGGCUCUCUUCUGAGCCCCUAACGCUGGAGAACCAGCAGGCCUGCUUUUCCUCUCAGGAGGGUGAUGCUAGCAGUAUGAUGACUCUCGCUCAGGAGAACACGAGUGAACAAGGCAAUGGAGGAUCAUGCCAUGUGCAGUUUGACUCCGCCUUUCCCCAGGACAGAACUGUGCACCUACCUCACAACGAACACCUGAUGGAGAGUCACAUGUGCGCAGACUGUGGUGAAACAUUUGCAGACAUCGCAGGAAUCAAGUCGCACAUAUGCCCCCUGCUACAACAGCAGCAAGAUGCCGUGUCAAAUGACUAUGACAGUAACUUAACCUUCCUGGACACUAAUGGCCAAUGCACCAUGGGAAAUCCAGGAGAUCAUAUAGAGUUCCAGGGACUGAAUGGCAGCCCUAGACAAAGGUACUUUGGUGAACACAACUUCCAUGAAGGCCUGAAUGGGGAGCAGUUAAAUGGUGGUGAUGGCAAAGAUGAAGAGGAUGAUGACGGAGAGCUCUAUCAGUGCUCGGCGUGUGGGAACCGCUACACAAGCAUGAGGGCUCUGAGGAGCCAUCUUCGUGGCCACACUCAAUCCCAUGGUACUCCUACAAGCUCCGGCCCCUCCUCCAUGUCCUCCCUAGAGGCUGAAAAAGAAGAGGACCCUGGAGAGAGACAGCAGAUGGAUGGGGGUCUGAUGAUCUGCAGUACUUGCGGAGAGAGUUUUGCCAAGAAGCAGGACAUGCUUGCCCAUCAGCUCUUACACAAUAAAGCACAGGCAGAUGAUGCUAAACACGUACAUAUGGACAAUAGUGAUGGAACUAGGCACAAAGAGGAGGUGGACAGCAUAAUCUGUGGACAUUGUGGUAUGUUUUGCACCAGUUACCAUCAUCUUGAGACCCAUCAAUGUACAACAAAUGGGAAAAGUGAAUCUGCAAACUGUGUUGAAAAAACCGAAAUGGGUGACUCUGUCAACAGUAAAGAAUUAGGACACAUGAAAGAGAAUUUAAACAAUGGAGAUCGCCAGUACAAGUGUGAUCAGUGUGGAAGAGUAUACAGACAUGCUGGCUCCCUUCUCAACCAUAAAAAGUCCCACAAAACGGGAGUAUUCCGCUGCAUGGUUUGCCAGAAGCGCUUCUACAAUCUACUGGCCCUUAAGAACCAUCAGAGGACCCACUUUGAUGUUAAGAGAUAUACUUGCAAUGAAUGUGGGAAGGCAUUCAAGAUACAGAAGCAGCUAUUGAACCACCUAAGAAUUCACAAGGAGAACCAUGCCAAAAUACAGGAGCUCAACAACCAGAUUCAGGCCCUCAUGCAGAUGAAUGGGACGAGGUCAGAGGGAGGAAUGCACUUGUUAAAUGCACCUGCCAAUCAAGCCACCACCACCCACAAAAAGCGUAGGCCAACCCUCAACAGAGAGAAACCCAGUGUGGAGGAGGGGGUUGAGACUGGAGUCCAAUCAGUGGAAGCAGGCGACCCUCGCCCCUACUCCUGUGACCAAUGUGGGCGAACGUAUCGGCACGCAGGAAGUCUGGUCAACCACAAGAACUCCCACAAGACCGGUGAAUACUACUGCUCUGUUUGUAACAACACCUACUCCAACCAACUGGCUAUGAAGAACCACCUGCGCAUCCACUUCUCAGUUAAAAAGCACAGUUGUCAAGACUGUGGUAAGGCGUUUAGGGGAAAGAAGCAGUUGUCUAGCCAUAUUUGCACACACCUCAGAAAGGAUAUGCCUGGAGGGGUCAGGGGAAGAGGUCGCAGACGAGCAAGAAACAUUACAUGUAAUCAGUGCAGACUGACGUUUAUAUCUGCUGAGCAACUGACAGCCCAUACCUGUGGGUCACUGGCAAACUCAUCAGAGGGCAGUGAUGGACAAACGAGUAUGUCCUUGAAAAGGGAGGAGCGACCAUUCACCUGCAUCAUCUGCAAUCGCAGCUACCGCCACGCAGGCAGUCUCCUGAAUCAUAAAAACACUCAUAAGUCUGGCCACUUCAGCUGCACUUUCUGCUCCAAGCCCUUCUCUAACCCCAUGGCGUUACGCAACCACACACGAAUCCACACACAGAAGAAGAAGCACGUCUGCCUGACCUGCGGGAAGGCGUUUCGGCUGGCCAGUAUCCUCCAUAACCACCAGAAGGUCCACACCAGGGUGGCCAGCCACUUCAGCUGCCCAGAAUGUGGCAAGACCUUCCAGGGCAAGUCUGGGCUGAAGAGGCACCGCUGCCGGGGGGGUCAGGAUGACUCGGCUAGAGCUGGUGACAGCUAUCACAGAGAUAGUGGAGACAAGUGCUUCACGUGUGACCUGUGUGGACGCUCAUACCGCCAUGCUGGCUCCCUGCUCAACCAUAAAAAGACGCACUCCGAAAACCUCCACCACUGUACCUUGUGCCUCCAGACUUUCCCUGACCCCCUCGCCCUCCAGAUCCACUCCCAGAUGAAGCGCCACUGCUGCCCAGACUGUGGCAAGACCUUCUGUCUCAUCUCGCACCUCCAGAACCACAUGGAGGUGCACUCCAAGGACCGCACCCUGGUCUGCAGCCCCUGCCAUCAGAGCUUCCCCAACCCAGCCAGGUACCAACAACACCAGGACCUGCACCACCGGGCCCAGGGGCAUUAUCAACAACACAACAUGCAAAUGGAGGAUGACCUAGGCUGGGACUCGGGACUAGACCGAACCAUGGGGAUCCAAGGCAUGCCCAAGCUGAUACCGGCGUUUGCCCACAUGCACGGCGGCAUGCCCAACCCACAGGACCAGCAGGAGAGCAACGAGGCUCACGGCACAGGGGAGAAGAGCCAUGUAUGUGAGCACUGCGGCCGCACCUACCGCCACGCCGGUUCCCUCCUCAACCAUAAGAACAGCCACAAGACAGGCUCCUUCUUCUGCUCCGUGUGCCAGAAGGAGUUCACCAACCUGAUGGCGCUGAAGAACCACCGGCGCAUCCACACUGAGCCCAAGCGCUACCAGUGCCUGGAGUGCGGCAAGGCCUUCCGCGUGUCCACCCAGCUCAUCUGCCACCGGAGGAUCCACACCAAAGAGAAGCCCUUCUCCUGCUUGUUGUGCGACAAGCGCUUCUCCAGCAAGUCAAACCUGCGCCACCACCAGAAGAUGCACCAGAGUGGUGGCCAGGCCUACGAGUCCUCCUUCGGCAUGGAUGCUAACAGUUUUAUGGAUUUGGACAUGGGCUCUUUUCUCUGAGUCAGGACUCAGAGAAGAGUGGUUUUCUUCAUUUUAGAGAAAGUGUCAAAUAGUUAUUAUAUUAUUCCCCCCAUCCACUGGGCACCUAUCAGUAAUUGUGAAGUGGCGUGUUCCACAAAGCCCAAGUAGAGACAGUGUUUAGUCUUGAUGUUGAACUCUUCAAAGCUGCCUCACAAACAUUUCAUUUUUCAGAUUAUGCUUUGGUCAUACACUUUUGGACUGGUAGAAGGAUUUCUGAUCUUACCUCGAGCAGGGAUUGUGGCACUGUAAAAAUACCCAGACCGGCACAGGCGAGUGUCUGUCAAAUCUUUUAUAGGAUGGAAUGUUUUCCCAUGGAGUACACAGUCAUUUAAUCGUUUGACGCUAUAGGAGUGAGAACUAUUGAACCUCCUUCCAUACUGACUGUAUCAAUGUCCUCCUCACAAGGUAGACUCCAGUCAAUUUCCCAACCAAAGCGAACCGAUGUAACAGAACUGCUUCAGCCCAGUUCCUGCAUGUGAGCUUGAUUCACACAUGAAUUACUCAUAUUUUUAUGAGAAAAGUGCUGUUCUGAAAUUGUAAUUUCCUCUCGCUAUCUAUUACUGUGUUCAGUGCCUCCGUAGGUUCAUUUCUCUGCUGUGCUUAUCAAAAGUGCGGUCUGUUCUCAAUAUUGCCAUAGGUUAGAGAGAAGUGGUUGAUUUGACCUUUUCUGAUGUGGCUUCAAUAAGGACAACCCUGUCCGGGAGAUGACCUCUAGGCUUACCCAGAGGAUGAUAUCAAAGGUAUUUACUGAAAUCAUGUAAACAAGUAAAUGGUUUUAGGAAUGAUGAUAUUUGGGUUCACCUUUGAGUGACAUUGUAUGCUAAAUGGACAUAUUUAAUUAUUUAUUUAUGUUAUUUUUGAUUUAUUUUCUAUUUUUCUGUGUAUACUUUGAUAUAUCACAGUUUCUAUGAAUGAUACCUUGACUCUUAAGAAAUAUCCUAUGUAGCGUUUAAGGAAAUUCUUCAAUCUGUAAUUCCAUUAUUCUCAAUUAGUGCGACUCCAACACAGGUAGGAAUGCAUUAGCCAAGGACAGUGGUCUUGCCAGCACUGUGGUUUUGCCACACAGAAAAUAUCUGAUGUGCAAAGCAUUGUAGAUAAUUAUCAAUGUCGGAGUUGGGCAUGACUUUAUUUUUACAGGUGCCAUUUCUCACCCAUGUCUUGUUCAAAUAAGAAUUGUAGGUUUUGUUGUCCAUAAUCCCCCUCAACAAUUUUCAUACGUUGCAAACCCUUAAAAUACGAUACACAUGCUUUUGACUUCUCAAACUUUCAAAGGUAUGUUUGCGUCAGUCCGUAAAAUGAAAGUCAAAAGUGUAGAAUUAUCGUGUUGUGAAAGCCUACUUCAUACUUAUGAUACAAAGUAUUUAUUUCUGUCUAAUUUUAAUGGUUAUUGUAUUUCUGUUAAUGUUUCAUAAUGAAUUCUUUUUAACUUUGAAAAGGUAGAGAUGAAUCUACAGAAUUUUGUUUUACCACUCAUCUAACACAAGCUCCAGUGUUCAAACUUGUCAACAUUGUUGGUUGCUUCAACCAUGUUGACCGCAACGUGUAUCCAGAAGCGCAUGUUGAUCACCACUAUUUGAGAAAUGGUUUGGUGUCUUUGGAAAAAGCAAUUUGUGGUCAUAUAACCUUUACAUAAAUGUGCAAUGAAGUUAAAUCUAGGAUUUAUCUUAGGUUUGCAAUGCCUACCAGAAAAGGUGCCUAUCAUGUACAAAACAGUGCAUCUUUUCAGUAACACUGUAAUGGCAAUUUUUUGGGGGGGAAACACAAGUAGGAAGCGGAGAUCCUUUAGGUUUAAAACCGCAGAGGGCCUUGUUUGGGGGUGUGGUCCCAGUACAUCAUGAAAUGUAUAACUGACACCACAAUGUGUUUUUCUUGGUUUUCUUUAUGUCAUAGCCUAUAUGUAUUUAAUAUACACUAUAUAAAGUGUAUUCGGAAAGUA